This is a messenger RNA of Prionailurus viverrinus (fishing cat), 963 nucleotides long. RefSeq names its product taste receptor type 2 member 40-like. NCBI's taxonomy places the organism in Eukaryota, Metazoa, Chordata, Mammalia, Carnivora, Felidae. The record is from RefSeq and is a predicted model, not a curated record. Gene Ontology annotation, molecular function: bitter taste receptor activity; G protein-coupled receptor activity. Gene Ontology annotation, biological process: detection of chemical stimulus involved in sensory perception of bitter taste; G protein-coupled receptor signaling pathway; sensory perception of taste. Gene Ontology annotation, cellular component: membrane.
AUGGCGACAGUGAACACAGAUGCCAUGGAUAGAGACACAUCCAGGUUUAAAAUCGUCCUCACCGUGGUGGUCUCUGGAGUAGAGUGCAUGACUGGCAUGAUUGGGAAUGGCUUCAUCACUGCCAUCCAGGGGGCCAAGUGGGCCAGAGGCAAAAGGCUCCCUGUGAGUGACUGUAUCCUGUUGAAGCUGAGCUUCUCCAGGCUUUUGCUGCAGAUCUGGAUGAUGCUGGAGAAUAUUUACAGUCUAUUCUUCCUGGUCACUUAUAACCAAAACACAGUGUUUAUAAUCUUUAAAGUCACCACCAUGUUUCCGAACUAUUCCAACCUCUGGCUUGCUGCCUGGCUCAACAUCGUCUCUUGCCUUCGAAUUGCAAACUUUGCUCACUGUUUGUUCUCCAUGAUGAAGAGGAAAAUCAGAGAGCUGAUGCCUCGGCUUCUGGGGCUGUCACUGUUCAUCUCCUUAUGCUUCAGCUUUCGCUUCUCUAAAGAUAUCUUCAAUGUGUACGUAAAUAGUUCCGUUCCUAUCCCCUCCUCCAACACCACUGAGAAGAAGUACUUCUCUGAGACUAACAUGGUCAACCUGGUUCUUCUCUAUAACCUGGGGAUCUUCAUUCCUCUGAUCAUGUUCAUCUUUGCAGCCACUCUGCUGAUCAUCUCUCUCAAGAGAUACACCCUACACAAGAUACACCCUACACAUGCCACUGGCUUCAGGGACCCCAGCAUGGAGGCUCACAUGGGGGCGAUCAAAGCUAUCAGCUACUUUCUCAUUUUCUAUAUUUUCAAUGCAGUUGCUCUAUUCAUUUCCAUGUCCAACAUCUUUGACAUCAACAGUUCCUGGAAUAUUUUGUGCAAAAUCGUCAUGGCUGCUUACCCAGCUGGCCACUCAGUGCUACUGAUCUUGGGCAACCCUGGGCUGAGAAGAGCCUGGAAGAGGUUUCAGCACCGUGUUCAUCUUCAUCUAUAA